Molecule: messenger RNA, 1926 nt
Organism: Colletotrichum spaethianum
Lineage: Eukaryota; Fungi; Ascomycota; Sordariomycetes; Glomerellales; Glomerellaceae
Product: membrane primary amine oxidase
Exons: 1
Coding region: 1-1926 (641 amino acids)
Biological process (GO): amine metabolic process
Cellular component (GO): plasma membrane
Molecular function (GO): primary methylamine oxidase activity; copper ion binding; quinone binding
Source: RefSeq, a predicted model, not a curated record
AUGGUUGGGCCUCUUCCAGUCAGUGCCGAAACAAAGGUUGAAAAGCUUGAUUACAUCUUCAAUGGUGGCAGCGGAGGCAAGAUCCCGUUCAACAGUCGCUAUUUCGAUGCUGCUCGUGUGGCAGCCACCGAACCGCUUUUGAUAUCCGUCAUGAGCAAUAUCUCUGAUAUCACGUCGGACCUUAUCGGUGGCGUGUACUAUGGUGCGACGGACAACCGAACGACUCUCACUUCAACCAGUGGCACACCUCUCUCAUUCGACGGUACCCAAUCUUUUCGCACAGUCAUGUUCAGGUAUCCCAAUACAGCAUCGUAUCUGACACCCUUGGACUUCUUUGUACUGCUAAACGUCACGGGAACGGACCCAUCGCAUUUCAAGCUGAGAGGCAUCGUAACCAACGAAAAGUUCUUCCCAACGGUCGCAGCGUUUCGGACUGCUUGGGAUGCAGGAGAGCUAAAGGAGCACUUCAAGCAGACCCGGACCCCAGAUUGGGCCCUACUCGACUACAAGCCUGAAUUCGGUGUUAGGGACCUAGAAGAUAGGUUGGCACCCCAAAGUCUUGAAAUCGGAGGCAAGCGUUACAAAGUCGACGAACAGGAAAAGUACAUUGAGUACAUGGGUUGGUCUUUCUACACAUCAUACUCUCGAACACUCGGACUUAUGUACUACGAUAUCAAUUUCAAAGGUGAGAGAGUCAUCUACGAGCUCUCACUACAAGAAGCAGCUGCUCAGUAUGCCGGUUUUACACCAAAGGCCGCUGGAACUGUCUAUCAUGACACAUAUUACAGCCUGGGCACUGACCUUGGCACCUUGGUGGAAGGAUACGAUUGUCCAUUCGGCAGCACUUUCUGGAACGUCACAUAUCACGAAGGCAACUCAUCAGUUGUGAACACUGAUGCGAUAUGCAUAUUCGAAGCAGACUCAGGAUAUCCAGUCUCACGCCAUCGAUUUGGAGACGGUAAUGAAUAUGGAUUUCGUUAUCUGGGGACCGUUAAAGCCUCGGCGCUUACCAUGCGAUCCGUUGCAACAGUCGGCAACUAUGACUACAUGUUUGACUAUUCUUUUCAUGUCGAUGGGUCUCUCGAAGUCACUGUCCGAGCCUCCGGAUUUCUUCAAUCUUCGUUCUAUUAUCCGGACCAGGAGGAGUUCGGGCCCCGAAUUCAAGAAGCCACCAUGGGGUCUCUACACGAUCACAUCUUGACCUACAAAGCUGAUUUCGACAUUCUUGACACCAAAAACAGUCUUGAAGUGAGUGAGCUUGUUUUGGUCAAUCAAACACAGCCGUGGUAUCCUGAGCUUGGUUCUUUUGAGCAAAUGCAGCUGCAGAAGUCCAUCAUGACGGACGAGUCGCAAUUCAACUGGCAGCCAAACAACGCAGCUAUGUACUGCAUCGUCAACCCCAAUGCAACGAACGCAUGGGGCGAGAAGCGUGGUUACCGAAUUGUUCCUGGCAAAUCCAACAUUCACCUCACACCUCUUAAUUCUCCCUGGACCAAGCACCAGAGUCCAUUUGCCAAAUCUCAUCUUGCCCUAUCACGGCACCACGACAAUGAGCCGUACGCAAACAGCCACGCCAACGUCAAUCUCCCUCUGAGGCCACAGCAGGACUUCCUCAAAUUCUUUGACGGCGAGAGCGUCGACAAUGAGGAUGUUGUACUCUGGUUCAACUUAGGCAUGCAUCACUUUACUAGGUCCGAAGAUAUCCCUGUGACGCUUUAUAGCGAAGCCGUUAGCAGUAUCGUCUUUGCCCCCCAAAACUUUAAUGACAGAGCCCAAGACGGCGAUUUGCUCAACAGAAGAUGGAUUGUCUACAAUGAAACCUCUGGGGACCUUUAUUUUGACUCGUACGGAGUCGAGAUACCUCCUCAAUGCCAAGUUGGUCUCCAAGAGCCCGUCUAUGGCAUCAAGAAAAACGAGGAGAUUUGA